Molecule: messenger RNA, 243 nt
Organism: Aspergillus lentulus
Lineage: Eukaryota; Fungi; Ascomycota; Eurotiomycetes; Eurotiales; Aspergillaceae
Source: RefSeq, a predicted model, not a curated record
AUGCUAUCCUCCCUUACAUCUUCUCUACACCUCAUUCAUCAACAAGAUCUAGAUCCCCGCAACUCAAAAUGGCCGGUCACAACGCUUGUCCCUCCUGUGGUGCUUCCAUCUCGGGUGAGAAUAAGACUUGCUCUUCUUGUGGAAAGACUUGCCCUGUUUGAAUUCCUGCGCGAACUCGCUAGGGUGGUGGACUGUGGAGUUUGUUUGCAGAUGGGAGAGGCGGCACCGUGCAUGAUGUUAUGA